AUGGUCUCCAUUCUGCUUCUUCGCCUGCUCGCCUUUCAGUGUCAAUUAGCCUUUGUUUUCCCCACAAGAAACACCUCUUUCAAGUGCAAGCAAGACGUGGAGGCGUUCCUUUCUGAUCUGAAUUCAAAAGAGCCCAAUGAAUAUGCUCUGAAAAUGUAUGAUGCCAUUGGCAAACUGGGGAGCAAUGUUCUUAGUGGAAACAUGGACAGACUGGGCUCUUACAGCGAAUGCCUCUCCACUCGUGCUCCCAUGGGGCGCUUCCAAGGGCAGUACUGCAAGGUUCACAUCCUGCAGGAUGGUGCAGAAUACAGUGUGGGCGUGUGUGUUCCUGAUUCCUGUACGGAAGAAGAUGUGACUGUAUUGUCUCGGCUGGGUAUUUUAAGAUUCCGAAACAUCUCAUUUCUGGCACCGUCCCUGUCUCUCUUCAUGAUAAAUUCUUCCUCCUCACCUGGGGUGGUUAUGGCCACAUGUGCUGGUGGGAUGUUCCCCUUCGACACGUUUGCUGCCGUGUGUCUGUUCUUCACCAUGCUGGGCCUUGCCCUUCCCCUGAUUGGAACCAUCUACGUGGUGGCUGCGGGGUGGAUGUCAGACCACAGGACAGCGCCGACUCAAGGAAGCCCCCUGGCCAAUUACGAAGUCUUGAGUGCCAUGGACCAUGCUCUGAAAUGCUGUUCUUGGCAGAAGAAUGUGGCCUCCAUGAGGAAUACAAGGACCCCAGCAGACACCUGUCCCGUGCUCGACGGCAUCCGUGUCGUAAGUCUCCUCUGGAUCAUCUCGGGACACACCAGCCAGAUGACAGCCUGGCUGUCUUUGGAUAAUGUCCUUGAAUGGAAAGCUAGAGUGCUUAAAAGCCCCUUGUACCUUUAUUCUCGGAGUGGCCCCUUCUAUCUUGGGGUUGAUACCUUUUUCCUGCUCAGUGGCUGCUUAAGUGCCAGGUCAUUUUUAAAGAUGCAACAGCAUUCCGACAGAGGAAUAACUCCUAAAAUCAUACUCAGGUACUUUUCCAGUCGUCUGAUAAGGCUACAGCCUCUGCAUUUGUACUCCGUGUGCUUGCUGGGUGGACUGUUCCCCCUUGUCCCCUGGGGCCCCGUCUGGGAAGUGCCCAGGCUGCACCUGGAUAACUGCCGGCAAACCUGGUGGACAAACUUACUGCUUCUCAACAACCUUGUCUCCGUUCAGAAGGCGUGCAACGGCUGGACGUGGUACCUGGCCAAUGACUUCCAGUUCCACCUCGUUACACCAGCCAUCAUUGCCAUCCACAGCAAGAGUAGCUUGGCCCUCAGCAUCCUGGGGACCACUCUGUUGGCAUUGUCCUUCACAGUCACCGCUCUGCUCACGCUGGUUUAUAAGCUUCCGGUUGCAGCUCCAUCAGAAGCAAGUGAAGAUGUGGUUGUGUUGUACUUCUCCGAAUACUACACCAAGCCCUACUGCCGCUUUGGGCCGUUCCUCACAGGCCUUCUUUUGGGUAUUUUCAUGAAUCAAAAGCAGAAGACGAACAUCCUCACAACCAAGGUACAGGCUCUGCUUGGCUGGACUUGUGCCUUGCUGGUCCUCUUUGCAGUGGUCAUUCUGGCCUAUGUGCUGGAUGAUGCCUCUUCCUCAACUUCAGCUGCCACCGUCAUCUACCAGGCCCUGCACCGGACUGUGUGGGCAGCAGCCGUGGGCUGGGUCAUCUUCGCAUGCCAGGAGGGCUAUGGAGGGCUGGUGGACCGGGUGCUCUCUUGGCCCGGGUGGACCCUGCCAGCCAGCAUCAGUUACGCCUGCUACCUGGUGCAUCCCAUCCUGAUCCUUGUCUACAACGGACGGCAGGAAACACUCCUUCACUACAGUGAUGCCAACAUGUUCUAUCUCUUCUGUGGACACUGUUUACUGACCUUCAUCGCCGGGCUGGCCCUGACGCUGUUCAUUGAGAAACCGUGUCUAGAGCUGAAGCGGAGUCUCCUGGGACCAGUGCUCACAGGGCCGUGA
Molecule: messenger RNA, 1968 nt
Organism: Elephantulus edwardii (Cape elephant shrew)
Lineage: Eukaryota; Metazoa; Chordata; Mammalia; Macroscelidea; Macroscelididae
Gene: OACYL
Product: nose resistant to fluoxetine protein 6-like
Exons: 15
Coding region: 1-1968 (655 amino acids)
Molecular function (GO): acyltransferase activity, transferring groups other than amino-acyl groups
Source: RefSeq, a predicted model, not a curated record